Molecule: messenger RNA, 921 nt
Organism: Bacidia gigantensis
Lineage: Eukaryota; Fungi; Ascomycota; Lecanoromycetes; Lecanorales; Ramalinaceae
Exons: 2
Coding region: 1-921 (306 amino acids)
Biological process (GO): mycotoxin biosynthetic process
Source: RefSeq, a predicted model, not a curated record
AUGAGCGACAAGCAGCCAGCCAUGCUCAGCAAAGAUUUCGUCCGCCAACUCACACGCCCCUUCACCUCAAAGAUGGGAGAGCAAUACGAGCCACUCUACCAUGACGACGAAAAGAGUGACAGCGAGGUGAAAGUGAUAAUGGUACCAAAGAAGAUAUCAUCAUGGGUCUACCCCACUCUCGCCUCGCUCAUCUCCGUCAUGCUUGUCUGCGUCGGUAUCCUACUCGGCCUCAGCAUGAGCUUCGCAGUAGAGAGGUAUGACCGCGCCCACAAUAUCAACACCGCAGACCCAGCACCCAUCGAAGGCGGCUACCUCCCCUCAGCAGGAAACUUGCACUACCCGCUCAUCUACAACAUCACCUACUCUUCUCCUCCCUCGCCAGAGACGAACAAGGCGUGGGACGAUCUCUUCCCGCCCAUGGUAGGGUUCGUGCAGCAUCCCACCAUCGCACCCAAUCUCUCAGGACUUGCAGUUUUCCACGAAUUACACUGCCUGGACAUCCUCCGCAAAGGCUUCUACGCCGCCCUCUCCGGCACCCUAACCUCCUCCAUCGAAGAAGCAACCGACCACAACCGCCGCCUCGACGACCACCAUCUCCGCCACUGCUUCGACUACCUCCGUCAGAGCUUCAUGUGUCUCGCGGACACGAACCUUGAGCCCGUCAAUUUUGACCUGGGCGGGGUGACAGGCUGGAAGUUCGAGAGAACUUGUCGGGAUUUCGAAAGUGUGAAGAGGUGGGCAGGGGAGAAUAGGAAAUGGGAUGGGCGUUUGGAGGGGGUGGGGGAGGGGGACAUCAUCAUCAUCAUUGAGGAGAGAAGGGGGGCAAGGAAGGGAGAGAGGAGGAAAGGAGACCAGGAGGGAAGACCAGGUGAGGGAAGAAGACGCAUGACUAUCAAUGAUAUUGGCAGUGCUCAAAGCUGA